CGGCAGUCUGUCGCGCGUGCCGUCGCAGUGAAGGAGUACCGGCGCGAGUGGGGAUCGCAGUGCUCCGUGCUUGUGUUUGUGCGGUGUUCUCCGCGGGAGUGCGCGCGGGUAUGUGAUGCGACCGGGCAGCCAUGAGCUCCGCGACGCUGGAGUGGCCGCGCGUGGCCGGGGACCUGGCGCGGGCCCGCGAGUUCGGCUUCAACUUCGUCGACGACGACCUCGUCAAGUGCGAGUCUGACGACGCGCCGUUCGGCCGGUACGGCGGCGUGUUCAUGGUGAACGAGGCGGAGGGGCGCGCCGAGUGCUCGGUGGUGCUGGACCCGCUGCCCGUGGGGCUGCUGCGGUCCUUGUCGGAGCACGGGGGGCGGGUGUGCCUGCCCUCGCGCGGUGACGGGGGCGACCCCGAGGUGUGCGGCCUGCUGCGCGACCUGGUGUCCGCCGUCGAGGGCGAGGAGGCGGCUCCCGAGCGCCGCCGCUCGCGCCACCGCAAGUCCGACAACCCCCGCAAGGCGGUGCGGAGGCGGCGCGACCGCAGCGGCGGCGGCGGCGGCUGCAAGAAGCGCCGCAAGAGGUCCACCUCGUCCUGCUCCACCGCCUCCUCCGGCCGCCACCGGCACCGCCACCGCAGCCCCGCCCCCGAGGAGCAGGAGCAACAACCCCCCGUCCCCAGUGUGAACCCUAUAUUCGUGUGGGUGAAGCAGGAGGGUACGCGCAUUGUGGAGGUUCUGUGCGAGGAUUACGACAAGCGGAACCGCAUCAAGAUCCGCAAGACGGCGACAGGCUGGCGCGCGAUACCGCGCACCGAGCGGCCUCUGUGUGGAGUAGUGCCUAGUUCCGCCGACCACCACGAGAAAGCGCCACCGUCGCGGCCGCCAGAUGGCAGCACCGACUGCGCCGCCGCGCUCUGUGGAGGGGUGUCGGAGGAGGGGGAGCGUGCGUUCGACUCCAUGGAGGAAGGGGAGGAAGAAGACGAAGAACACAACCACCUUGCGAUGCAACAGAAGACGAGCGGAGGGAGUUAUGACCCCGGGAAAUUUGAAUUUUACGAAGACGAAUGUGACUCGCCCAAUUUGGACGUUUGCGAAAACGGGUGCGGCUGUUCCAAGGCGGAUGGCUGUGGGGACGAAUGCAGUUCCCUUAAAAAUGACGCUUGUGAAAACGAGUGCGGCUUGUCUUCAGCGGAUGUGUGUGAAAGUGUACAUGAUUCGAAUGAAACUGACAUGUGUGAUGAUGAAUGCGACUCGGCGAGGAUAGACGAGUGCGAUAAUAGGCAUGUUUUUCCUGAGCAGAGAACACACGAUAAGGAUUUUAGUGUUUUGAAAGUCAACAACUGUUCUGUUAUGGAUACGUGCGAUAAAGACUCCAGCAGGUCUACACCUGUUGCUGAUCGUUGUGAAAUUAAUGUUAAAUUUCCCGUUGAUGAGAACUGUGAAAAUGAAUCUGAUUCAUUAAAAGUGCAGACGUUUCAAAACAAAUGUGAUAGUUCCGAAAAUGACGAGUGUGAAAAUAAUGUAGUAAAUGCAAUUCCGGAAGUGCAAGCUGAACCAACUGAUCUCAGUUUACCCAAAAAAUGUAAAUAUGAGGACGAUCCCAUCCCUCGUAAACGUAUUCUUUCAAGGACGUCCUCUCUCGUGUUGCCUGCAGUGCCAUCCCCUCAACCUAAAGCCUCUCCCAAAUUAACAGAACAACCCACGAGUACAGUUGCAUUGCCAGCCCACCAGCAUAAUCCUCAAAGAAAAUCCGUAUUCUUGGAAUCUCUACUAUCAACUCCUAGAAGGUGCCAUCAAACCCCUGUGAAGUGUGUGGACUCCUUGCCAGAACUAAGGCCACUCGACCUUGGUUCUCAGAUUGGACAGAGUUCCGGGAGCCCCAGCCCAAUUGUUAGUUGUUCCGAGGACAAAAAACCACUGGCGAGGUUUCCGACGGAUGUGCAAGAGCAACCAAAAGUAAACAGCAUUCGGAAAGAAGACAUUACGUUGAAAAACCUUCUGAGCCGCAAACCUAAGCUGAGUGCCAGACCGCCAUGCCAAACGAGUCCGAAGUGUGAUCCAGCAAUCAAUAUUAAAAAGUCUGAUGAACAUAUUGUGGACUCCUCCAAGUCUAACAAGUCUCGACUCCUUGAAUUACUUACGUCAGAACCAGCAUCGACAACACCACUUUCACCCUCUGUGUCUGAUCCCGAUCCCUUAACCCAGCUAAAGACUGUAUUAUCCGAUCCCAGCAUUGUAGUUCCUGACCCGCUACUGGUCCCUCGCAACAGACUGCAAGAGUUGGUAUCUAGUCCGGCCAAGGAGAUCCCCCGUCUUCUUGCGAUGAGGCCUGAACUGAGGUUACCCGAGGUCCUAUCCCACCCAGCAUUGCUGCAAGAUCCUGACCUGCUAGUGGUGUCUCUCGCUCACCUCCAGAACCUGCUGCAGAACUCCAGUAACAUCAACCAGGAGGAAGCAGCAGCAUACAGCACCUUGGGUGCGUUCCUCGAGUGGCAGUGGUACCAGAACCAGCAGAUGGCGAUGGCGACUGAGCUCCUGGACUCUCAGCUGAAGCAGCACGAACAGUGUGGCAGCAUCUCCCAAGGAGACUUUGACACUGCAGCAGCCGCUGCCUUUAAUCAGAUGCUGUGGCUGCCGUAUGUUAACCAGCUGGAAGCGGCAUUUGGAUUUGGGAAGAAGCCGAAGCUUAUGAACAUGCUGAGGACUGUGAUGCCUUCUGGGUACCCUUCUCCUCAGAGCGUCAGAGGACAGACACACCAGACACCGGUGCUACCCCCAGCAGCAUUUGCAUCGCCUACAGCCAUAGACUACAAGAGUCAGCUGGAGCAACAGAUGUUGUCUCUGUGGCACAAAGCUACAGUUCAGUCAGGCUCCACGACUGCAGCAGUUCCUAACAACAGGCAUUCCAAAGGCAAUUUGGGAUCAGCAGCUCAUGGCAAAAACCAUGCCAACAACAGGCAUUCUAGCAGUGACAAGCGUGCGUCUUCUGCUAGAACUAGUCCAAUAUCCCCGAACUACCAUCAUCAUCAUCAGCAGCAGCAGCAGCAGCAGCAGCAGCAGCAGCAGCAGCAGCAGCAGCAGCAGCAGCAUCAGGAUCAACAGCAGAGGCAACAGCUCAACUUGGCAGCAAUGAAUAGCCAUUACUACCCCAACAAUGGUUACAUACAGACUGUGCCUCAGUACGAGUACAAUCAGCAAAGAAAUCGCCAGCCACGAGCCAGACAGAGUCGAGCAGAAAUGCAAUACAAACAGCUGAAAACAGAGCUCCCUUCACCCACCGAGACGGAUUACGGUAGGGAAAGGCAAGCGAAAACUUCCGUUACGUGCAAAUCGUUGCUGAACCUCUUGGCAGACCCGAGGAGGCACCAGUACAAGCAGGAAGUGAGCAGCGAAGCAGCAGACAGGAAGAGACUGACCCCUUCCCCCUCACCCCACCAGAAACUGAGCACCAGUGACCCUCCAGUACCCCACCUGUUACCAAUCCAAGACAGCCCUGCGAACCACUCUUCCCAGCCACCACCUUUUGUUUCGAAACUGAAGGUGAAGAACCUCGUGGAUCCAAAUAUAACGCCAAAGUUGCUGAAAGAAGAGCUGAUGCCAGGCCUCCUGAGUCCGACUAAUGGUGUUAAGACUGACGAGCUAACCUCACCCCUGCAGUCGGCACCUCUGUGGCACCCUCUCUUUGGAAGUAAGAAGAACCAUUACAACAGCCAGUGGAAGUGGACGACUGUGAUGACUAACGGGGACUGAGACUCGCGGGGCCGACGGCUCGAAAGAGCGCCGUGACGCGUGGGGACUGCGUGCUGGUACGCGGGUCGCCCCAGUGUCUGGAGCCACUGGCAAGGUACUGGCAAGGUACUGGCAACAUCCUCCCGGUGCUCGCACCGGGACCAGCGACCGCUUUCCCCCCCUGGGGACCUCGGCGCGGACCAGAGAGGCGUGCAAGGGAAAGUAAAUGCGUGUAUUUAUUUUGCCAGGAAUUUUAAGACUGUGGGCGUUCAUCGGUGCAGGGGAGCGAAGAAAAUGCAUUUGUUAAGUCUGUAUCUCGUGUACUGCUUGAAGGCUAGUAGAUUCCCGAGGAAAUCAUUCUGGAAAACUUGAAUAGUCGUGAAGUUUGCAAUGUUACCAUCACAAUAUUGUUGACUGAAUGGGGUACAAAAUUUCUGUUUAUUUAUUUUAUGAAAUCUUUUUUUUUUGUACUACGUGUUCCUUGUAGAAAAAUUAAGUAAGUUGUAAAAUGUGCCCGCACCAAGUGUAAACUACUUGUACCAAAAAAUUGUUCUUGAAAGUUAAUUUAUACAGCUUCUGAUUGCCUUAGCUUUUUCAGUGAAUCUAUAUUCAAGACAAUCUACCAACCAGCAUGGUUUCUAAAAUCUGAAAGCAAUUACUAGAAAUUACAGAUUUUAGGUAGGAUAUGUUCAGUUUGUUUUUUAUUUGCCACCGAGCUAUGAAGUAUUGUUUGAAAUGGAUGUUGACUUAAAAUAGAGUAAACUAUUUUGUACUAUUUGUUUUGUCAAAUACUUAAAUCUAUCUGAGCUUUGUAAAGUAGGUGUCAUUGGCUGCAUUUUGUUUUAAAAUAAGGAAACUUUUGACGCUGUGAUGUAGACUUAUAAGCCUAAUGUUUGAGCUUCUAAUUUGUGAUUUUCUAAUUUUUUUUUAUGUAAGCAUACAAAGAAUAUUUUUGUGCCAUUCAUAGUUUUAGAUACAUAUUAGUUUGUUACGAUGGUCUUUCGUUUUGUUGCUUUUCAAUAGAUGUUGUAGUUUUGAAGAAAAUAUAUCCAUUAUUACAUAGAUUACAGUAGGCUACAUACAAUUAUUUUGUUGCGUGUUGUACGUGUGGCAUGUGCAUUUGUAACAUACUUUUAGUUAUAUAUGAUAUGGUGUGCAGUCUUUCCUGUUGGCUAUGAAUAUCUUUGUGUGUUGUAAUUAGAGGUAAAAUCUGUUUUAUUACAAUUAUGUUGACAUGUAGAGUAUGUGUGGAAGUAAUUUUCAAAUACCUAGUAGUUAUUGGAUCAUGAGCAAAUAAUACCAGCUGUAAAUAGUAUAUCAUGUAUAAAAAUGCAAACUAAACAGGAGACAAUAAAGCUAUAUAAAGUGCAAGAUAGUUCCUGAUGCUAAAUGAUCAUGUAUGAAAUUCAAUUGUUUUUAAAGCUAGCUGUCAGCUAAAUAAAAAAAAAAUCGGGGGACUUCCAUUUUGAUUUUAUUAACUCCUUUACAAAAUUAUAAUCCCCAAGACAAUAAAUUGGUUAAAUUUCUGUGGUACAUUACAAGUGCAAUGACAUUACCAUUUUAUAAUUAUAGUUAUUAAAUAGCAGUCAUAAUUGAGUUUUAAAAACAAACAUAUUCUUAAACCUAGGUAUAUUUCUUUAAAAACAUGUUACACGUAUCUCUCUGGUAUUUGAAUUAUUUCAGAGCUGUUUAGGAAAAAUUUAACUUUUGAGGACGAAGGACCACUGUUAACAUAUAAAAUUGUAAAAUGUAACAUUGUACAUAGUGUACAGAUAUGACAAACAGUGGCUAGUAAAUGCUAGUGUUUAUGUAUGUUGGAACAGUUUGAAUUAUUUCUAGUGGCUACUAUUCCUUACAUUGGAAGAGUGAGUGCUAGAUGAGUUCUUUAUGAUGUUAACACCAAUUUCCAGUUGAUUGCUGUGUAGAUUAUUUUUUUCUCCAAAAUUAAGAUAACUUUUUUGAAGUGAAACUUCUUUGCUCAGGGGGCUACAAUUUUUGAGUGUUAUGAAAAUUCAGAUUGCAAGAGGGAAAUAGAUAAGUAGAAGGUCGGGGAACCGGUAGAAGAGUAAAUUGCAGAGAGAGAUAGAAAUGAUGCAGCCUACUCGCAUACUCACACAUUUGCAUACUUAUACAUUUGCACACUUGCAAAUAUUUGUGUAACAGCAUAAUUUUACGCUUGCAAACUUUUUUGAUCCGCGAUAUCAGCUAAGUAAAAUGAUGUAUCCUAUACAUUGUAGAGUCCCGGAAAUUUCGCAGAUUCCUCUGGCCUCAGGAUAGAAUUCAAAGUUAUAGGUGUGCUCGACCCAUGUUUACUUUCCCAUUGGUUGAUUUCUUAGCGAUAACAUUUUUAUCCUUGUUAUUUGGCACUACCUGAUUCGCUUACUUCUCUCCUAGCUGGACAUCGUUGGCUCACGGUCGUAGAGGGGCGUGGCCAGAUAACUUGGGUCCAAUCAUGAACACAGUGCGACAGUGUGGAGGUUUGCAUUCUAGCUUGCGACUAAAUAAAUGUGCGAAAAUUCCGUGGCUCUACUAAUAAUAUAAUCAGCAAGAAGUUUCUUUACUUUCGUGCAUAGACUCCAUAUACACGUUUUUUUUGUGUUUGCAUGGGAAACUUGAAUACAUCAUUUGCUCAUUAAUUGUUUUGAGACUGCCCAUUAUAUCACUGUUUUUUUUAACUAACUCUAUUGCGCAAGUAUCUACAUAGGCCAAUUUCUUAAAACAUGUUGCUUUUGCUAUCAAUUUUGGUUGGUUAAAGGAAUGCUUAUAAUAAAUACAUUGUGAGGACACAAAACAGGAAAAUUUAUCAGUGUGUCAUUGGAGGUUUCCUUUUUUUUCUCUCUCAAAAGUACAAGGAUGCGGAAAUUCUUAGGUCUACUAUAAUAAUUGAAUAAGUACUAAUAGUAAAAAGAAUUGUAUAAAAAAGGCAUGAUUCAUAAAUCAUACCAGUAACUUUUUUUCAAUAGAACAUUAAAAUAACUAAGCACUCACUCUUUGGUUGGAAUUAACAAUGCUAUGAGUAUGUUAUCAAGAUCAGUUACAGUUUGAGCUCAGAAUAUUGAAUGCAAAAGAUGACAUUUCAUCAUUGUACACAAUGUCACUAUGUAAAUGUUACUUUAGUGAAUGUUCCUCGUAAAGAAAGAUGGGAUGUGCAAUUGUGUGUUGCAUUGCAGCUAUAAAAGGAACUUUUUUUUUCACUCUCUAUUAGUAUUGUGAUGCUCAAAUAUUUGUGUAUUUAGUAACUUAAAACAUUUUUGAAACAUCAAUUUAUUAGUUAUAAAUAAUACAUUUAUUACAAUUAUACGAAGCUUAUUCCAUAAAUAGCCCAUAGAAUUGGCAUGUAAGAAUUAACAUUUAUUUUAAAAUAAUUUAUAAAAAAAUUCUUUUAUUGCCAGUUUUUUAAAAUCUAUAACUUGAUUCAACUAUUAGGACAUCAAAGUCAUAAUUUUUAGCAGUCUUUCUCAUCCAAAUGUCUGCAGUGCAAAUUAUGAGAAGGUUAGUAUUUUAUACAAGAGACUCAUUUAUGUGGUGAUGUGCAAUAUGAAAUGGUGCUAGUAUAACUGAUUUCAAUUUUGUAUAGCAUAUUUGUAUUUUUUUAAACCAAGUACAUACAAUUAAAUUUAAAAAAAAUUGUUUCAUCAGCUUUGAAUAAAUAGGAGGCAUUAAGUAUUAAAGAUAUUACAAGCAUGUAAUUGACAUAAAGUAAUUUUCAGGCAAUCUAGAUCUACCUCCUAAAUAAGUGCUACACACUCAUAACAUCUAAAAUGUAGUCACACACAUUCAUACAAGAAAAUAAUGCUCUCUUAAUUAAUUCAAAAGUUUUGAACUUGACAAAUACACUGGAAAGUCUUCUGUGUGUACCGUAUUAUAUUUUAUAAUUAAACAACACACUUAACUCAUGUUUCACUCAGAGUUUUCAAAACUCUAUCUAUUAGCUGACUAAAUACACUUCGGAAUAUUCUACAAAACUUCUCUUUUCCAGAUGGCUAGUAUUUUUAACUGUGUAAAGAUUUAUAGGUACAGUAUAUAAUGGAAAUGGAUUUCCGUAUUUAUUUGCUUUACUGUAUGAGAAUAGAAACACAUUUAUAACAUAUAGCCAAAUGGGAUUUUACUUCAUAUAUAUAAAUUUCAUACCCUUUUUUUGUAUACGAAGUAUGUAAAAAGUUACAGACUGUAUUGAACACUUCCAUUUUUUUUCCCCCUCUUUUCAUAGUUUUUGAAGGGUCUUUGUAUUUUGGUCAUUUUUAGAGUUAAACAAAUCUGAAUUUAUUGUUAGUGUUUUCCAAAUUUUUUGUAUGUAAUCUUGAUAUAACUUGGUUAUAUGUAAAUCGAAAUGUGUGAAUCAGUUCAAAUUUAUUUGUUACAGUCUUUUCUGUUCCUAAAAGCAGACUGUGCCGUUAAGUUUACAAAAUGAGGAGUGGGUUGAAAAUUUCACUUUACUGUUUGUAGUAGUAUUCGUAAUGAGUUAUCUUUCGUUAAUUUUUUUCAUUAUACUGUACAUAAUAUACAUAAUGUGAAAGCACAAUAAUUUAACUGCUGUUACACAGCAUCCAAGUUGUUGGUUGACUUAGUGUGAAUGAGUGUAUUCAUUCAUGAUGCGAUUUGACGUGAAAAGAAUUUUCUAUGUAAAUAUUUUGUAAUAUAAAACUAGUCCUGAAUAUUUGUACAUAUGAUAGCAAGUUGGAGAACUCUUCAAGAUAAAUGUUACUUUCCUCGUUUGAGAGUCAGCGUAGUUUUUGUUAUUGUCUUAGGAAGUUGGGUUUUAUAAAUGUGUUUUUGAGCUGUACAUGAUGAUCUAUCAGGCUGAAAUGUAAUAUGUAGGUAAAUGCUCAGUAUUAUAAGACUGUAGGUAGGUAAGGAUAAUAAAAUAACAUCAUAUUGUGGCAUGCUUAAUGAGUGCUGGAGUUGAUCCCAAAUUGUUGUAAGUUUGUAAGUGGGUAAAAUACUGAUGGAUGUUUUAUAUCGUUCACAUGUGUGUUUAUAACUGUAGUUUAAUGUUGCCAAAACUAUUUUUUAAGAAAUUUGAGUAUUUCAUUUUUUUUGUUGACAUAAUUAAAUUCCUCAAUUGUUUCCAUUGUUUUUUAAAGAGUAUUUUGAAACCUAUUGCAAUAAACUAAAAAAAAUUUAUGAUCAAUAUUUGUCCUGCCUUUAGGUUCAUGCAGCUUUUCAAAAUUUUCCUUCCUAGUUUGGUAAAUUUUAGCAUGAAAUUGAUUCGUAUCCAGAAACUCUAAAUGGAUGAUAUGAAUUACCAAAAUAUACAAUUAGCCAAUAGUAGAUAAGUAUUGAAACACUGAAAUAAGGCCAGGCAGUAAGACAUUUGUGAUCAGUAGUGUUGUAUAUGGCCGGCAUUAAAGAAUAAGGUAAACAAUGCUUAGUUUAAUGUACUGUUUCUCCUCACACAACUGAGUGUUUGUUGUCCCGGCAACCAACUGGAUCCACAAUUGUUUUUUUUUUAAACACUGUGUAUUUUUUUUUAUCUAAAGCUUAGUGUUUUCUUGUAAAAUUUUAUUAGUCUGAACCCAUGGCGUCACAAGUUUCCAUUAUCGCUCAGCCUAGAGUAGUGUUGUUACUGUAAAUGAAAAUGAAAUGUGUAAUUAUGAUGGUUGGUGCGCACUAAUGUAAGAGUGCUGUUGUGCUUUUCUUGCAAAGGUUUUCUGUUGGACAUAAAGUGAGUCUUUUCUUAAUUACCAAAGAUGAUUUUAAAGUUUAUUAUGUGAAUCUUUAAAAUGUGCACUGUAUAUAAGUAUACGUGUUUGAUCGUAUUGAGCGAAUGUUCAGUCUUGCAGUAUUGUAUUAAUUGCAGGGAUGUUUUUCUUUCUGCGAAAAACAUACUUUUUUUUUUUUUCACUGUAGUUAUAUUAAGUGUUUAUUUGACCACAGAGUAAAUUCAUUAUUAUUGUUAUAUUAUGAUAUCAUUAAAGAAAUUUAAAAAAACAAAUAAUAUUUCCAAAAUAAUAUCAAUCUGUGAUGAUCACAUAUUUAAAGGGGGAAAAAAAUGUUCCAUGGAAAUGCAAUGUUGGUCUUCAAAAGAUGAAAGUAUAUGUUAAAAUAAAUAUUAUUAGCGAGUUCUUAAAAAAAUUCCAACAUGGAACCAAGACUUUGUAUAAUGUGUAAACUAUUCUGUAUGUCAAUGGUUAUAUUAUUCAUAAAUAUAUAUUGUGUACAUAUAAAGUGGCACAUUGAAAUGUAACCCAAGCAUUUUAUUUGUCAGUUUCAUCUUCUCCUCCCUCAAACUUGCCCGUCCUUGUCUCUCGUUCAUUGUGUUGUAGAAAUGCUUGAUAUAAACUGUUCCAGCAGAGAUCCACUGUAGAACUGUCUCAGAUUUUGUACAUUUUAUUAAGUAAAAGAAUCUAAAUUUUGGUCCUUGAA
Molecule: messenger RNA, 10085 nt
Organism: Bacillus rossius redtenbacheri
Lineage: Eukaryota; Metazoa; Arthropoda; Insecta; Phasmatodea; Bacillidae
Product: formin-J
Exons: 2
Coding region: 132-3740 (1202 amino acids)
Source: RefSeq, a predicted model, not a curated record